GAGUUAUAAACAGUAUCACUGCGGCUUGCGCGUGCGCCGGUUGGCAAGAUGGCCGCGUUGAGGUUAUUUCUGUUUUCGUUGCUUGUGGCGGUUGUUGCUAGCCAAGGACCCAAUCCUGUGGUGAGAGUGACCAGUGGACUCCUGCAGGGAUCGUGGCAAGUGUCCACUAAUGGAAGAAAUUAUGCAAGCUUCGAGGGAGUACCGUAUGCGCGCCCGCCGGUCGGGAAGUAUAGAUUUAGAGAGCCUCAAAACAUGAAGCCGUGGACCGGGACAUGGGACGCUACGAAGGUUCUCAGCCCCUGCCUUCAAUACGACCCUUUUCUAAAGAGCGUUACUGGUAGCGAGAACUGCCUCUUCCUAAACAUCUACACGCCUCGGAUGAACGCCGGGGCCAACCUGCCAGUGAUGGUCUACAUCCAUGGCGGAGCCUUCAUGUACGGCGCUGGGGGAAUGUACGGAGCCGAGAACUUGAUGGACAGAGACAUGGUGGUGGUCACGGUGAACUACCGGGUGGGGCCUUUGGGUUUCCUUAGCACCGGCGACGAGCAGGCCCCAGGCAACUUCGGGCUGAAGGACCAGUCGUUCGCGCUUCGCUGGGUGCAGCAGAACAUUAUGAUGUUUGGCGGGAACCCUGACAGCGUCACGCUGACCGGCUGCUCCGCUGGCGGCGCUAGUGUGCACUACCACUAUCUGUCGCCUCUGUCGAAAGGUACCUUCAUCAGAGGCAUAGCGUUCAGUGGCUCAGCCUUCAUGUCGUGGGCACACGCCGUCAAACCUGUCCAGAAGGCGAAGACCCUGGCUGGCAUCGUGGGCUGCCCAUCCACCACCACCAGGGAAAUGGUGGAUUGCCUCAAGUACAGGCCAGCUGAAAUGCUCGUCAACGCACAGAUCGAGAUGUUUGAUUGGAAGGUCCAUAUGUUCACUCCGUUCACUCCGACGGUGGAAGCACCAGGUGUAAGGGAGCCUUUCCUGAGCCAGUAUCCGUACCACGCCGCCCAAGCGGGCGCCAUGCACCGAGUGCCUCUCAUCACCUCCAUCACCACUGAAGAGGGACUGUACCCUGCUGCUGCGUACCAAGCGGAUCCGACCAUACUUCCCGAUCUGGAGUCCCACUGGGAACAGCUGGCCAGUAACAUCUUCGAGUACAACGACACCCUACCACUGCACCUGAGGCCAGCAGUGGCGGCGAAGAUAAAGCAGAAGUACUUGGGAGGAAAGCCAGUCAGCCAGGAGACGUACGCGCAGUUAGUGCAGGCUCUCGGCGACCGCCUGUUCGGCUCCGAAGUGGGACGACUGGCGCACACCCACGCGCUGCGCUCCGGCCAGCCGAUGUAUGUUUACCGAUUCGCGCACCGGGGCUCCACUAGCUUGUCCCAGCUUAUGAGCGGCACUGACAACAACUAUGGUGUAAGCCACGCCGAUGAUGUUCUCCAGAUCUUUAAAUUCCCCGGAAUAGAUUUCGCUCAAACAGCAGAUAAGAAAAUGAUCGAAGGACUCCUAGAUAUGGUCUACAGCUACGUUAGCACUGGUGUCCCCAAAUUCCCUAACGGUCCAGUGUGGCAGCCAGUGACACCUGGCGCCCCAGAACUCAACUAUCUGGAGAUAUCCUCCCCCGACAAGGCUGCGAUGAAGGCCAGCUCCGACUUCGGCCACAGAUCCUUCUGGGACAGUCUUGGAUUCAUCGAGAAUGAGAAAUACCAAGUUUAUGUUAAAGACGAGUUGUAAAAGGAG
Molecule: messenger RNA, 1731 nt
Organism: Ostrinia furnacalis (Asian corn borer)
Lineage: Eukaryota; Metazoa; Arthropoda; Insecta; Lepidoptera; Crambidae
Gene: cce-7
Product: carboxyl/cholinesterase 7
Exons: 10
Coding region: 49-1725 (558 amino acids)
Source: RefSeq, a predicted model, not a curated record